Molecule: messenger RNA, 963 nt
Organism: Fonsecaea erecta
Lineage: Eukaryota; Fungi; Ascomycota; Eurotiomycetes; Chaetothyriales; Herpotrichiellaceae
Exons: 4
Coding region: 1-963 (320 amino acids)
Source: RefSeq, a predicted model, not a curated record
AUGGCCGACCACUUCCACGCCUUCGACAACGAGUGUGGCAACAACCACUGGAGGAGGUUACGGCACAACAUACUCACACUCCCAUCCUACGAGCUCAACAAGUGUCUCUACGACAAGUACCACCAGCUCUUUGACAACGACAUCCACAGCCUCCACAACCUCGACGACCUCGUCAACCACCAGCAGUACCGGUCCAUCCACUUCCACUACCUCGACCUCGACCUCAUUCCCAGCUACAACCACAACAACUUCGAGCACCACAUCAACCACGACAACGACGACGACGACGACCACCGCAACAACUAUUCCUACUACGACAACGACCUCUACAACCACAAUCACAACUACCACCACUGCCCCAACGACAACCACGACAACGACUACGACUACAACCACCACUACCAUGACGACGACGACGACGACAUCCACGAUGUCAUAAAUGACGGCAGCUUCGAAGACGUCGAUGCCGGCUCGAUCGGGGUCGCGGACGCCACCAGCGGCGAAUGGUCUGUCUCUGGGGCGGCAGUUUUCACCCAGAACACCGGUUCGCCGUACGACACGCCCGACGGAUCGAAAUACGUCUACUUCACCGGCACGCCGGGCUCGAUCUCCACCGUGUCACAGAACCUGACCGAGCUCGUCCCCAAUUCCGACUACACGUUGACCUUCGACUACGCCGUCCCCGUCGCGAGCAACCCCAACCUGGGGAGCGGGAACGACUUCUCCCAGUGUGCUCUGCAGUACCAAAUCGGCGAUUCCUCCUACCCGGACCAAAUCGACUACUACGGCUCCCAACCGUCGUCGUGGGGCAGCGCUCCGGGACUGGCGUACACAGUCGACUGUUCGGAGGUGCUGCUCACGUUGAUCUGGGACUGUUCGCAGUUGUUGGCCGGGGAUGAGAUUGACUUUGCCAUCGACAACAUUGACUUCACGGGUGGACAGUGUUUCCAGGCGCCGGUGUGA